Messenger RNA from Penicillium pulvis, 1506 nucleotides. RefSeq names its product branched-chain amino acid aminotransferase, cytosolic. Gene Ontology annotation, biological process: L-leucine biosynthetic process; L-valine biosynthetic process. Gene Ontology annotation, molecular function: branched-chain-amino-acid:2-oxoglutarate transaminase activity. The coding region runs from base 253 to 1452 and encodes 399 amino acids. The transcript is spliced from 3 exons. Gene Ontology annotation, cellular component: mitochondrion. Lineage: Eukaryota; Fungi; Ascomycota; Eurotiomycetes; Eurotiales; Aspergillaceae. The record is from RefSeq and is a predicted model, not a curated record.
ACCGCAGAUUAAGAUAUAAUAAGGGAGUCAUUCCCUCAAUUCCGUCUGUUCAUGACAUUUGAAUCCUAUAAAUAAAUCUUAUCGAUUAGUGGUGAACUAGGCCCUUACUUCCCACGUCAUUCCAAGAGCCAAUCACGAGUGACUCAUACUCAACCAAAAUUGCAAUCUCCUGCCCAUUGACUGGAGGGAUCCAUCACACAACUUCAUUCAGUCAAUCCUUAGAUAACUUACGAAUCCAUUCAUCCAUUCACCAUGGGUUCCAUCGCUCAAAACGUGGCCGAGCUCGACGGCUCCACCUUCAACAUCACCCGGUCCACCAACCUGCGGGAUGUCCCUCUCCCUGGCUCCCCAGAGGAACUAAGCCACUCAUACUGUACUGACCAUAUGGUCACCGUGCGGUGGACAGCAGCCAAUGGUUGGGAGACCCCCGAGGUGAAGCCUUACCAGAACCUUAGCAUCCCACCGACAGCUUCAUGCCUCCACUAUGCCACAGAAUGUUUCGAGGGUAUGAAGGUGUACCGGGGAUACGACGGCAAGCUGCGUCUAUUCCGUCCUGAUCUCAACGGCGAGCGUCUGAACUCCAGUGCGCAGCGAUCUUCACUACCCAGCUUCAAGUACGACGAGCUCAAGAAGCUGGUUGGCAAGCUCAUGCAAAUUGAUGGCUCACGCUGGCUACCCAAGGAGCGUCCCGGCUCAUUCCUCUACAUUCGUCCUACUAUGAUUGGCAGCGGCGCUCACCUCGGCGUUCAAGUCCCCAAGGAAGCCCUCCUGUUCAUUAUCGCUGUCCCCUGGCCCGAUUUCACCAAGAUGAAGAAGGAAGGCCAGAAAGAGCCUUCGAAGGGAUUGAGACUGUACGCUUCGAACCCCGAGACUAUCCGUGCCUGGCCCGGCGGUUUCGGAUAUGCCAAGCUCGGCGCCAACUACGGUCCCUCGCUACAGGCGCAUGGACAGGCACAGGCGCUGGGCUUCGACCAGAUCCUUUGGCUGUUCGGUGAAGACCGACAGGUCACCGAGGCCGGUGCUAGUAACUUCUUUAUUAUCUGGCAUAAUGCCGAUACGGGCAAAUUGGAGCUUGUGACUGCUCCAUUGGAGAACCAGUUGAUUCUGCCUGGUAUUACCCGGCGCAGUGUCUUGGACUUGGUUUCUGAGAAGCUGUCGAAGCAGGCGGUUGGACCUUUGGAGCCAUUGCAGGUCGUGGAGCGGACUUUGACCAUUGGGGAGAUUGAGAAGGCUGCGGCUGAGGGUCGCAUUGUUGAGUCGUUUGUUUCGGGUACUGCUUACUUCAUCACUCCCGUUGCCAUGAUCCGCAAUAUCGAUACUGAUAUCAGUACUUUGGGACCUAAUGGUGAGGCUGCGGGCUACGCUGCGCAAAUUAAGUCGUGGCUGGAGGCUAUCAUGUACGGCAAGGAAGAGCAUGACUGGGCCUAUACUGUUGAGCAAGAGGAGAAAUAGAAAGUUGCAUUGCUGGAACGAAUCCACCUUGCGUUGAAGACCGCAUUUGAUUUC